Molecule: messenger RNA, 1059 nt
Organism: Parastagonospora nodorum SN15
Lineage: Eukaryota; Fungi; Ascomycota; Dothideomycetes; Pleosporales; Phaeosphaeriaceae
Exons: 3
Coding region: 1-1059 (352 amino acids)
Source: RefSeq, a predicted model, not a curated record
AUGUUCCGGAACGGAGCUUCGCGCCUUGUGUCGCGAUCCAUUGGGGCGCCGGCUACGCGUGUAGCUACCGGCUUUCGCUGCACAGCUUCCACAUUGCAAUGGACAACUCAAUUUGGAUCACUUGCAUCCAAGCGGCCAGGAAUCCAGCGACAGGCUGCGCUGAAGCCCGUUCAAGGGGCUGCCAUGCGCCGCAGCAUAACAGAUGCGCAGAAACAAGCCGAGAGCCGCUAUGCAAAAGAAGAGAUUAAGCCAACACCCGAGACCGUUUCCGCAACAUCUUCUACACAUGCUAUGUUCAGUGAAGUCGGUGUGGAGAACCCAACCCCCAAGGAUGCUGACAUGAUGGCGGGCAUGAAGCACGACGUGAACAUGGUCAAGGAAACUUUCAGUCUGAAGAAUGUACCCAGAGAAGCCUACUACAUGGGUCUUGCGGGUACCAUCCCGUACCUGGCAACUUCCAUGGCGACCGUCUUGUGUGCAUGGGAGAUCAAUCACUCCAACGCCGGUUAUGGUUACAUACUGGACGAAAAAAACGCUACACAGCUGCUCCAUCUUAUCGAGCCAUUGCAAAUUGGAUACGGCGCAUCAAUUCUAUCCUUUCUUGGUGCCAUUCACUGGGGCCUUGAAUGGGCUGGAUACGGUGGUUACCAGAGCUACAAGCGAUAUGCGAUAGGAGUCAUCGCGCCCGCCGUCGCCUGGAGCACUAUCAUAAUGCCUAUCGAGGCCGCCCUCAUCACACAAUUCAUGGGCUUUGUCGCCUUGUACUAUGUCGACGUUCGCGCAACUAAGAUGGGAUGGACCCCCGACUGGUACAGGACAUAUCGGUUUAUUCUUACUGCCAUCGUCGGCGCGUCCAUUGUUCUGACCCUGAUUGGACGUGGGGAACUACCAGAUCACAUCCCCGGCCCAGUGGAGAGGCGCGAGGUUUUGAACUCUGGAACAGAUGCCGUGUCGAAGCUUUCGCACGAUGAGGAGGCACGCGCAAAGAAGGAGCAGAAGAAGAAGGCUGCUGCUAGCGACGACCGUGCUGGCGAGAAGAAGGAGGACAAGAAAACAUAA